This is a messenger RNA of Striga hermonthica, 1053 nucleotides long. Lineage: Eukaryota; Viridiplantae; Streptophyta; Magnoliopsida; Lamiales; Orobanchaceae. The record is from the annotation of a GenBank genome assembly.
AUGGGAGCUGAAGCUGAGGUGGUUGUUGAGAGGAACAUCUCUGUGUUGGAUGUGCCCUCUUCUCAACUUGAUGUUAAAUCUCCAGAAACCCCUGUGCUGCAAUUUCUUCCCAGCAUCCGCUCAGGUGGUUUUGCUGAUAUUGGCCCACGGAGAUACAUGGAAGACGAACACAUACGGAUAGAUGAUCUAUCUGCACACUUGGGAUCGCUCGUCUGCUUUCCUGAACCAAGUGCCUUCUAUGGGGUGUUUGAUGGCCACGGUGGACCUGAAGCAGCAUCCUUCGUGAGAAGGAACGCAAUCAGAUUCUUUUUGGAAGAUGUUAAUUUCCCAAAUACAUGUGAAAUUAAUGAUGCAUUUCUGAUGGAGGUCGAAAAUUGCCUGAGAAAAGGAUAUCUUUUAGCCGACAUGGCUUUGGCCGAUGACAGCACCGUGAGUAGUUCUUCUGGAACAACUGCUCUGACAGCUCUUGUUAUUGGCAGGCUCCUAAUGGUUGCCAAUGUGGGAGACUGCCGAGCUGUCCUAUGCCGUAAAGGGCACGCAAUCAACAUGUCCCAAGACCACAGGCCGAACCACUUGGCCGAGAGGCAGCGGGUCGAAGAGCUUGGCGGGUUCAUAGACGAUGGGUACCUAAACGGGGUCCUCUCGGUCACUCGGGCCCUAGGUGACUGGGACAUGAAGCUGCCUCGAGGCUCGGCCUCUCCUCUGAUUGCCGAGCCCGAGUUUCGACAGGUCACCCUCACGGAGGACGAUGAGUUUCUCAUAAUUGGGUGUGACGGUAUAUGGGACGUUAUGUCUAGUCAGCAGGCGGUGAGCCUCGUCCGGCGAGGUCUCAGGCGGCAUGAUGACCCUGAGCAGUGUGCCAAGGAUCUUGUCAUGGAGGCUCUUCGCCUCAAUACUUUUGAUAAUCUGACUGUCAUUAUCGUUUGUUUUGGUACUGUUGAUCAGAUAGAGCCAAUGGGGUCUGUAGCUGCCCGGCAGAGGCGGCUGAGGUGUUGCAGCCUGUCGGCUGAGGCUCUGUGCAGCUUGCGGAGCUUCUUGGAGGGUGGCCGGUGA